Messenger RNA from Leucoraja erinaceus (little skate), 4331 nucleotides. RefSeq names its product attractin (gene atrn). The transcript is spliced from 29 exons. Gene Ontology annotation, molecular function: protein binding. NCBI's taxonomy places the organism in Eukaryota, Metazoa, Chordata, Chondrichthyes, Rajiformes, Rajidae. The record is from RefSeq and is a predicted model, not a curated record. Bases 13 to 4185 code for a protein of 1390 amino acids. Gene Ontology annotation, cellular component: Golgi apparatus.
GGGCUGGAGAACAUGGCGGCGGUGGAGGGACAGCGGCAGCAACGGGCCGGGACCGGGGCCGGGACCGGGACCGGGACCACGGCCACUGUGGGCCGGUGCUGCUGGAUGAGGAUGAGGAUGAGGGGGAUGAUGAUGCCGGGUGUGGCGGCGCUGGUCGCGGCGCUGGUGCUGGUGCUGGUGUCGGUGCCGGGGGCGCUGUGUGGGCCCGCGGGCCCGGCCAAGGAGUGCGACAAACCGUGUGUCCACGGCAGCUGCAGCGCGACCACCGGCCAGUGCGUGUGUCCGGCCGGGUGGGUGGGAGAGUCGUGUCAGCACUGCGGCGGCAGGUUCAGAUUAACUGGACAAUUUGGAUAUCUUACUGAUGGUCCAGGGAACUAUAAAUACAAGACAAAGUGUACAUGGCUUAUUGAAGGACAGCCAAACACUAUAUUGAGGCUUCGCUUUGUUCACUUUGCUACAGAGUGCAGCUGGGAUCACUUAUACGUGUAUGAUGGGGACUCUAUUUACUCACCAUUAUUAGCUGUGUUCAGUGGUUUGAUCGUACCUGAGAAGAAUGGGAAUGGAACAAUACCAGAAGUUGUUUCAAGAUCUGGGUAUGCUUUGCUGCAUUUUUUCAGUGAUGCCGCAUACAAUCUGACUGGAUUCAACAUAACGUACAACAUCAACUCUUGCCCAAACAACUGUUCAGGGCAUGGAGAAUGUGUGGAAGGCACUGACAAUAACACUGUCCAAUGUCUGUGUGGAGAAAACUGGAAAGGAGAGUCGUGUGAUAUACCUUACUGCGUGGACAAUUGUGGCUUUCCACUCCGCGGUGAAUGUGACUUGAACGAUACCAAAGCUUGUCUGUGUAAAGAUGGCUGGCGAGGUCCUGACUGCUCACUUCGAGCGAAUCAACCAUUUUGGGAAUGGGAUGAGUAUGAGGUGCCCAUGCUGGGCCGGGCUUCCCACAAGACAGUUGUCAGUGACAAUGUCAUGUGGGUUAUUGGAGGUUACGUGUUCAAUUACUCCGAGUACCAGAUGGUUGCAGCUUAUGACUUAAGAGAACUGAAAUGGCAGAAGUUGAAGAAAUCAGCAGACCAAGUUGUUGGGCGAUAUGGCCAUUCUGUGGCUCUGUAUAAGGAUAAAAUUUACAUGUACGGAGGGAAAAUUGACUCGACGGGAAAUAUCACCAACCAGCUGUGGGUGUUCCACAUUCAGAAUCAGUCAUGGGUGCCGCUGACUCCGAAGGCAAAGCAGCAGUAUGCAGUGGUGGGCCACUCUGCACAUGUAGUGCGGAUGAACGAUGGCAGUGUUGUGAUGUUGGUCAUCUUUGGCUACUGCCCGCUUUACGGAUAUGUCAGCAAGAUACAAGCAUAUAAUCUUGGUAAAAAUACAUGGAAUAUACUGCAAACAAAUGGUGCCUUGGUUCAAGGAGGCUAUGGUCAUAGCAGUGUAUAUGACUUGAAGACACGAGCUAUUUACAUACAUGGUGGAUAUAAAGCUGACAGUGCAAAUAAAUACGGCCUCAGAGAUGACCUGUACCAGUAUGAUGUGGAUAGCUUUAAAUGGACAAUUUUAAAGGACAGAGGCUUCUUCCGUUAUCUGCACACGGCCAUUAUUGAAAGCGGGACAAUGUUGGUAUUUGGUGGUAACACUCACAACGACACUUCUAUGAGCCACGGAGCAAAAUGCUUUUCUUCAGACUUCAUGGCUUAUGACUUGGCUUGUGAUGAGUGGACUGUGUUGCCUGCGCUGGACCUCCCUCACGAUGUAAACCGGUUUGGUCAUUCGGCUGUAUUCAGCAAUGGCACUAUGUAUAUUUUUGGCGGGUUCAACAGUCUUCUGCUGAGCGAUGUACUUAUGUUCACGCCAGCCAAGUGUGACGCUUUCUCUGACGAGGCACCGUGCAUGGAAGCGGGGCCUGGAAUCCGAUGUGUCUGGCGCACAAACACAUCGCAAUGUGUGCCUUGGGAAAUGGCAACAGAGGGAGAAAAGCAUCAGAUUUCAAAAACAUGUGUCAACAAGACCUACGCAGAUAACGAAAAGUGUGAUCAGUACACCGAUUGCUACAGCUGUACUGUGAACACAAAUGGUUGUCAAUGGUGCCAUGACAAGUGCUUGUCAAAGAACAGUAACUGCACGGAAGCCUCUGGAGCAAUUGGGAGUUUUGGAGCUUGUCCAAAGGAUAAACCCGAGUACGUUUGCAAUAAGCUAACAAGCUGCAAAAGUUGUGCUGUGGACCAGAACUGUCAGUGGGAGCCUCGGAAUCAAGAAUGCAUUUCAUUACCCGAAACUAUAUGUGGAGAGAACUGGCACUUAGUGGGAAACUCGUGCCUGACAAUCACCAAUAUAAAAAACGACUACGAUAAUGCAAAACUGUACUGCAGAGGUCAGAAAGCUGCAUUAGUUUCACUGACAUCACAGAAGAAAGUUGACUUUGUUCUGAAGGAAUUACAGAUCAUGCACAUGUCGAACAAAGAAGACUUAACCCCUUGGGUUGGGUUACGGAAAAUAAAUGUUUCUUAUUGGUGCUGGGAAGAUAUGUCACCCUUCACAAACACAUCACUACAAUGGAUGAAUGAGGAGCCAAGUGAUGCAGGAUUUUGUGGCUAUAUGGCAGAACCAAACUAUGCCGGCUUGAAAGCAGCAACCUGCAUCAACUUAGUGAAUGGAAGUGUAUGUGAAAGACCAGCAAACCACAGCACCAAUCAGUGCCGCACACCUUGUGCAUUGAGGACCGGAUGUAGUGAAUGUACAACUGGCAACUCGGAGUGUAUGUGGUGCAGCAACAUGAAGCAGUGUGUUGAUGCCAAUGCUUAUGUGGCUUCAUUUCCUUUUGGCCAGUGCAUGGAAUGGUCUACUUCCAACAAUUGUUCACCUGAGAAUUGUUCUGGUUACCGUACGUGCAGUCACUGUUUGGAGCAGCCUGGAUGUGGAUGGUGUACUGACCCCAGCAAUACAGGAAAAGGACAGUGCAUAGAAGGAUCUUAUCGUGGGCCAAUGAAAAUAUUGACAGUAAACACCCCCCCUACUCCCAUUCUCAACAUCAGCAUGUGUCCAGUAGAAACAAAGUUCAACUGGUCCUUUAUCCAGUGUCCAGCUUGUCAGUGUAACGGCCACAGCAAGUGUGUAAAUGAAAGCAUCUGUGAAAAAUGUGAAGACCUAACAACUGGCAACCACUGUGAUACUUGCAUCUCUGGUUAUUAUGGUGACCCGACAAAUGGAGGAAGUUGUCAAUCCUGCAAGUGCAAUGGGCAUGCAUCCAUCUGCGAUACUAAGACAGGCAAAUGCUUCUGCACCACUAAAGGAAUCAAAGGCGACAAGUGUCAGCUAUGUGAUGUGGAAACACGAUAUCAGGGAAAUCCAUUGAGAGGAACUUGUUACUACACGCUCCUGAUUGACUACCAGUUCACCUUCAGCCUCUCUCAAGAGGAUGACCGUCACUACACUGCUAUUAACUUUGUUGCCACCCCUCAGGAGCAAAACCGAGACCUGGAUAUGUUUAUCAAUGCAUCAAAAAACUUCAACCUGAACAUAACGUGGUCAAGUAGUUUCAUGGCAGGGACACCACCAGGAGAAGAAAUGCCGAUCAUUUCAAAGACCAACAUCAAGGAAUACAAGGAUAGCUUCUCCAAUGAGAAGUUCGAUUUCCGUAACAAUCCUAACAUAACUUUCUUUGUGUACGUAAACAACUUCACCUGGCCUAUAAAAAUACAGAUUGCCUUUUCACAACAUAGCAACUUUAUGGACCUCGUGCAGUUCUUUGUCACCUUUUUCAGUUGUUUUCUGUCCUUAUUGUUGGUGGCUGCUGUGGUGUGGAAGAUUAAGCAGAGCUGCUGGGCAUCAAGGAGAAGAGAGCAACUUCUACGAGAGAUGCAACAGAUGGCGAGUCGACCUUUUGCCACGAUCAAUGUCGCCUUGGAGACGGAAGAGGAGCCACCUGAUCUUAUUGGAGGAAGCAUCAAGAGUAUCCCGAAGCCCAUAGCAUUAGAGCCGUGUUUUGGCAAUAAAGCAGCUAUCUUAUCGAUAUUUGUACGACUACCAAGAGGAUUGGGAGGAAUCCCACCGCCUGGACAGUCAGGUCUUGCUGUAGCCAGUGCAUUGGUAGACAUCUCCCAACAGAAGUCCCUGGAUCACAAAGAGAAAUCCGGAGCGAUGCGGAAUAGGAAACACCUUCCCCCUGCACAGCCAGGCACCUGCAUCUGACGCUGUCAAUCCUCCUUUGUCAAUCCAAGAAUACUUUUUUUUUGAAAAUCAAGAAAACUUAGCUUGAGGAGCCGGUCCACCUUCUGUUCUGAGAUUAUGGCCAAACACAAAAACUAAAACCAUUUUGAGAAACACAGAAAUCUCCA